UAAGAUUCUGUAACUUCAACUCUCGUAGCCUACAGAUGUCUUUCAACCGUCCAGCCCGUCAAAGCAGACUCCAGUCUCCUCUUGUUCCCUCUCAUCUCGCGUCUCGUCCACCUCAGUUCUCGUGCGCACGAAAUUCCCUUUGAAUUGGCCGCUCACGUGCGAAGGCUCAGUGGCAAACACACUGAGACACAGACAGACAGACAGACAGACACGAUCUAUGUCAGCAAGAAAGCAGCAAAGAGACACCUUUACCUGCCAAAGUGAUUGCAGUAGGCGACUGCGUCUCUGAAGUACAGCUCCCUUGAUUUCUUGCCCAGAGCAGUCCAUUCAUGCUGAGGUUCAUUGCGCUUUUUCCAGGUGCGUGGCUUCGAAGUAUGGGACCACUGGUCUUCCCUGAACGGCGACGCGUCACCUUCAAUCGACGCGAUUUUGGCGAGAGAUUCCACUGCCUUGGUGACUCUCUCUGUGUCCCGCAUUCCGUCCUGGCAGUAUUCUCUCAUCGCGUCGUAUGUGGUUUCAAGAAGGGGCUGGACUGAUUUAUCCUUCUUGCCAGGUAGACAGCCACGUUGCCACGAUACCUUGUGGUCGAACGAGUUCGAAGGGUCAUGUGUGCGAUGGCCAGAGGGAGGCCCGCGAACGAGAUUACCUGCGUACACAGCGAAUUGGAGAGCAAACAAGAGGUGGAGCCGCCGCUCCUCACUACGCACACAGUGUGAGAGCUUACCAGGCAUCCAGGUCAGGCUGUACGCGAACUUGCCGCUAUAUUCCAGUUCUGUUGUGCGACCCUCCAGCAUGUCUUCCAGCCAGUUCUGCCACGCUGAGACAUGAUCCGGCUUGACUGGACUCUCGAACGCGUAGCCUGCAUUUAUCAGAGGAUGGCUGUAACAUACAUGGACUUAUUCUCAACCAUAGGACUUGCCUUCUGCGUGAUCGAUGAGACUGCAGCCACCAACAUAUAUAUACAGGCAUACAUACAUACAGGCAUACAUACAGACAGACAGAGACUCAUUCGUAUGUCGUGUUCCUUCAUUCCCUCCCUUCCGCCUGCCCACUCACCUUCGGAUCAGCGGGGUGGCCAGCUUCAGGUGGGCUGAUGAGCAAACAAGGAGGUCCCACCAAUCGACAAUCAAGCUCUGCAGGUACGUGAUAAUUGACCCAUCUGAUAAUCAGACAACACGUCGCCGGGAGCAGCCGCCAAACCUUGGGAAUGACAUGGUGAUAUCCCUGCUCAAUCGGUGAUGUCUAGUUUGUCUCCUUUGUGAACGGCCGACAUUUGAUCUUGUUCUUCUUUAUCUGAAGCGCCAGCCCCUCAUCGCUGCACUCUACCUUGUCUCCGCCGGGGCACUUGGUGAAAGGGGUCUCGGAAAGGUCAACGAAGUGGGGAGAGGCUGGUGCCGUCGCGAAGAUAAGGAAGACGAGAGCCGUGACGCGCAGACAAAUUGAGGUAGACAGAACCAUCAGAUCGGCGCUAAGACUCGAUUGCC
This is a messenger RNA of Vitrella brassicaformis, 1484 nucleotides long. The record is from the annotation of a GenBank genome assembly. Lineage: Eukaryota; Vitrellaceae.